UUGAUUGAAUUGUGUGAGUGAAAGAGUAGUGGUGGCGUUUCUGCUCUCUCUUCUGAGUCUGCAUUUUGACCAUAACACCAACAACAACAAAACAGAGAGAGAACAAUAACAAGAAGAAGAAGAAGAUUCUACUUUUCAGCUUUUGCUUUUGCGUGUUAACAUCACUUCUUUGUGCAUUCUCUCAAUCACUCUCUCCAAUUUCCUCAUCAAAUGCCGCACAUGCACCUCCUCACAGAUCUCUGCUUCUGAUUUGGUGAGUUGAUAAGAGUUGAUGGACUGGAGCUGUAAAAGUGAUCAGAAUUGGUUUAAUCAAAAUUUGAGCAUUCACCAUAACAUUCCUGUGAAUUGAAACUUGUGUUUUGAGUUUUUGUUGUUGCUUUUUCUUGUGAAUGAAGAUGAAGCAAGUAGUUGUUACAUAAAAUUGUGUACACAGUUUAGUUAGUAAUUGGACUUAAUAUGGGGGGCAUUUGUUCAAGAUCAUGGAAAGCAACUGUAGAUGGUGUAGCUGUAGAUAAUGUACCUGGUGAAAGUUCAAGACAUUCUGCUAAUGGUCAUGCUACUAAUAAUGAACCUGGAAUGACUUAUCAGUCUAUUUCUGCAAAUAUAAAUAGUAAUUCAACUUUGCAUCCUCUUGCUGAUGAGUUGGAUAAGCAUCAACGAGAAUCGUUUUCUUUUACUGGAUUGGAAAAGGUACCGUAUGGUCCGGGUGCUGAAGAUAUCAAUGAUGGGAUUCCUCGCCUGCCUCGGACAUUAUCGCACAAAUCUAGAAAGACUGUUAAGGUAUCAGAAGUGAGUUCACUAUUAGGCAGAGCUGGUACAGCUGGGCUUGGCAAGGCAGUAGAUGUUUUGGACACACUAGGUAGUAGUAUGACAAAUUUGAAUCUCAGUAGUGGUUUUACAUCGGGAGUUACAACAAAAGGAAUUAAAAUUUCAAUUUUGGCCUUCGAAGUAGCAAACACAAUAGUUAAGGGUGCCAAUCUAAUGCAAUCUCUUUCAAAAGAGAACAUUAAGCAUUUAAAAGAGGUGGUUCUACCGUCUGAAGGAGUGCAAAAGUUGGUAUCUACAGAUAUGAAUGAACUCCUGAGAAUUGCUGCUGCAGACAAGAGAGAAGAAUUGAGAAUAUUUUCUGGCGAAGUUGUGCGUUUUGGAAAUCGAUGCAAAGAUCCUCAGUGGCACAACCUGGAACGCUAUUUUGAGAAGUUAGGUUCAGAGCUUUCACCGCAAAGGCAAUUGAAAGAGGAGGCAGAAAUGGUGAUGCAACAAUUAAUGAGCUUUGUUCAAUAUACCGCUGAAUUAUAUCAUGAGUUACAUGCCUUAGACAGGUUUGAUCAAGAUUAUCGACGCAAGCUUCAAGAAGAGGAUAAUUCAAAUGCCACACAGAGAGGUGACAGCCUUGCAAUCUUGAAAACAGAACUGAAGAGUCAAAAGAAACAUGUAAGAAAUUUGAAGAAAAAAUCACUGUGGUCCAAGAUUUUGGAAGAGGUGAUGGAAAAGCUUGCAGAUAUUGUCCAUUUUCUAUAUUUGGAGAUAAACGAAGCAUUUGGUAGUGCCGAUACAGAUAAGCAAGUGAAAGAUUCUCAAGGAAACCAUAAGAAGUUGGGAGCUGCUGGUCUUGCUUUGCAUUAUGCAAACAUUAUCACUCAAAUUGAUACUCUGGUGUCUCGGUCAGGUUCUGUGCCUCCUAAUACUAGGGAUGCUUUAUAUCAAGGGUUACCGCCUAAUGUAAAAUCAACAUUGCGUUCAAGGUUACAGUCGUUUCAGGUUAAAGAAGAGCUUACUGUUCCACAAAUCAAAGCUGAAAUGGAGAAAACUUUGCAUUGGCUUGUUCCUAUUGCUGCCAACACAACAAAAGCUCAUCAUGGCUUUGGAUGGGUUGGAGAAUGGGCAAAUACAGGGUCUGAUGUCAACCGUAAACCUGCGGGUCAGUCAGACUUGUUGAGGAUCGAAACACUACACCAUGCGGAUAAAGAUAAAACAGAAGUGUAUAUACUUGAACUGGUUGUCUGGCUACAUCACCUAGUGAGUCAAGUAAGAGUUGGUAACGGUGGAAUAAGGUCCCCAGUCAAAUCCCCGAUUCGUUCUCCUAACCAGAAGACAAUGCAGUUGUUUGCGCAAAAAGGCGGCUCUACUUCUCCGUUGUUAACAGUCGAAGAUCAACAAAUGCUUCGAGAUGUUGGUAAGAGGAAACUAACGCCAGGCAUCAGUAAAAGCCAGGAAUUUGCAACUGCCAAUACUAGGUUGAGCAAACACCAUAGGCUAAGCAAGAGUAGUAAUCAUUCCCCUAUCAGUGAAAGUAAAAGCGAUAUAUUCUCUACAAGGAGGUUACCUUCUGUUCCUGUCAUUGACUUUGAUAUUGACCGAAUGAAGGCCUUGGAUGUCAUUGAUAGAGUGGAUACUAUUGGAAGUUGAUUAGUGUGGGGCAUGUCUUGAUCUUCAAGUCAAGGGUUACUGCUAUAAUUGAAUGAAUUUGUUGUUGCCUUCAAGUUGAGUUUUUCCCCCCUUUGUUUCUUGUGAGCCAUGAAAAAUGUUUCUUGUGGCAUGGGGACAAAGGGGGGCAUAGUUUUUUCAUUAGAUGUAUAUGUACAGAUCAAAUGGUCAUAUAAAUAUUUUCUCUUUUGCUUAAUCUUGAUACUCAAACUUUUGUUACAA
This is a messenger RNA of Trifolium pratense (red clover), 2649 nucleotides long. RefSeq names its product protein PSK SIMULATOR 1. The record is from RefSeq and is a predicted model, not a curated record. The transcript has 13 exons. Gene Ontology annotation, biological process: positive regulation of growth. The coding region runs from base 457 to 2409 and encodes 650 amino acids. Lineage: Eukaryota; Viridiplantae; Streptophyta; Magnoliopsida; Fabales; Fabaceae.